CGAGCGUAGCCCUAGCCAGAGCAGCACCCUUGACUGCGCUUCUCCUCCGACGGCGGUUACGCCGGCGAGUGAUGGUAUUGUUCCGCCUCAGCUCGAGCUUCGCCUCGGCGGCGGCUAUCAGAUCCCGGUGGCGCGUCCUGUUUACUUCUUUGACGUUAUGGGAGUCGGCAACGGAGGUCGUGCUCAGCCUCCGGUGGCGUCAGCUUUUAGGUCGCCGAUGAUGCAUGUGGCUGCAAAGGUGGCUUGUGUGGCUCGGAGCGACUCUGAUUCGUCGUCGGUUGUUGAUUUUGAAGGCGUGAUGGAGAAGAGAUCUCAGCCGUUAGAUCUAGAUCUAAACUUGCCUCCUCUGUCGGAACAGGCCUGAACUUAUCGAAGGUGGUCGUGGUCGUGUUCAUCUCCGACGGUUAUGCGUUUUUUUUUUGUUUGGGAGCUGAGAAAAGUUCGUUUUUCUCGUAGUUUUUUUUUAUUCUCUCACUCUACAAUAAUUAUUAUCGGGUUUAAAAAGUUAAAUCGGGAGAGAAGAAUAUAAUUUUAGCUGACAUGGAUCGUUAUGUACAUAUUAUUACAUAACUGGAGAUCUGAACUUUUGUUGUGUGCUUUUUUGCGACUUGGUUUCACCAUGUUGUUCCUCUGUAGCCUUUUAUUUUGUUAUUGCAAAUUUUAUAUCAAUAAUUUGGUAAUCUUCGUAA
Molecule: messenger RNA, 689 nt
Organism: Raphanus sativus (radish)
Lineage: Eukaryota; Viridiplantae; Streptophyta; Magnoliopsida; Brassicales; Brassicaceae
Product: ethylene-responsive transcription factor 4
Biological process (GO): regulation of DNA-templated transcription
Molecular function (GO): DNA-binding transcription factor activity; DNA binding
Source: RefSeq, a predicted model, not a curated record